UAAAAUUGCAUACAAAUAGAAUUAUCAAGAAUAUAAUUCAAUAAAAAUAAAGGAUAUAUUAAAAAUAAAUUAAUAACACAUAGAUAAUCGUGUAACCAAAAACAUAACCUUGAUCAAAAUGACUAUUACGACGUAAGAAGGUUGAUAAAGCGUUUAUAAUGAAUGGAAUUAUUAGGAAUUUCCUUUGGCAAGGUUUUUCCCUUGUAGAAAGUACCAAAUUCGUGCUGUUGGAAGCAAAAUCAAUCAGAUAUCGAACAAUCGUACAGAAAAUGGGUUGUUCUAAUUCAAAAUCGAUCGAUAUUACAAACUCCAAAACCCAGGACAAAUGUUCGAUGCAAGAAAACAAACCCGAGGAAGAAUACGUAGAAGAUGUCGUUUGUAAUCUAAGCGACUUAGCGGAGAACGAACUAAAAACGGUAGAUUUAGAUGAAGGGAAGGUUCUUCUGGUGAAACAAAGAGGUGUUGUCAGCGCUAUAGGCACAAAAUGCACGCAUUACGGGGCUCCUUUGGUGGGGGGUGCUUUGGGAGACGGAAGGGUGAGAUGCCAAUGGCACGGAGCCUGUUUCAACAUCCUUACGGGUGAUAUAGAGGACUUUCCCGGAUUGGACUCGCUCCCUUGUUACAAAGUCACUAUAGACGAUGGGAAAGUUAAAGUCAGGGCUAAAAAGUCCGAUCUUGCUGAAAACAAGAGAAUAAAAAAGAUGGUGACGAGGGACUCGAAGGAAGACCAGCAUAUUGUUGUCGUAGGUGGAGGCCCAUCUGGUGCUGUUUGUGUGGAAACAUUGAGACAGGAAGGGUUCUCGGGGAAGAUUACAUUCGUUUGCAAAGAAAAAUACCUACCUUACGAUAGGGUAAAAGUUAGCAAAGCCAUGGGUUUCGAAAUCGAAAAGACAACAUUCAGAAACGAGUCCUUCUAUAAAGAAAAUUGCAUUGACGUUCUUCUCAACGUUGAAGCCACUUCAGUGGACACGAAUGCUAAAACUGUGACUUUAGGUAUGGGUAAAUCGAUAAAAUAUGACAAAUUAUACAUUGCUACCGGCUGCGUUCCCAGAAAAUUGAGAGUACCAGGCUCCGAUUUCAAGAAUGUUGUUCUUCUGAGGGAUUAUGAUGAUGCUAGCUACACCAACUCAUUGCUAUCAGAAGACAAGGAAGUCGUUAUUUUAGGAAGCAGUUUUGUAGCUAUGGAGGCAGCUAAUUAUUGCCAGAAUAAAGUCAAGAAAGUUACUGUAAUCUUUAGAGGAGAACUACCUUUUCAGCCAUUUUUAGGACCAGAAAUUGGUGCUGCCGUACUAGAAUUAUUCAAAAGCAAAAACAUCAAUUUCGUAACAAACAGCGGCAUAACUGAAGUUAAAGGCGAUAAUGAAGGAAACGUCUGCGAAGUUGUUUUACCCAACGGAUCGACUCUACGUGCUGAUAUACUCAUAACGGGAAUCGGAAGUACUUACUCCACGGAUUUCGUAAAAAAUUCUGGUAUCCAAAUGCGUUCUGAUGGAACAAUUGAAACGAACGAAUAUCUUCAAACUAAUGUUCCGGAAGUGUUUGUGGGUGGUGACAUAGCAUUUGCCCCAGUAUGGUGCCAUAAUAACGAAAAAUCUGCUAUCGGUCAUUAUCCUUUGGCUCAUUACCAUGGAAGAAUAGCCGCAUUGAAUAUUUUAGGAAAGAAGGCCAUUUUGAAAGGAGUGCCCUAUUUCUGGACAAUGUUGUUUGGAAAAAGUAUAAGAUAUGCUGGAUAUGGAAGUUAUGACAAAAUAAUAUACGAUGGAGAUGUUUCCGAUCUCAAAUUUGUAGCAUUUUAUUUGAAAGACGGGAUCGUAGUGGCUGCGAGCAGUUGCAAUCGAGACCCUGUCGUUUCGCAGUUUGCAGAACUGUUGGCUCAAGGGAAGAAAUUGACUGAGGAGGAAUUGAUCAAAGAUCCCUUAGGGUGGACCAAGAACAUUGUACCCAAUUAAAUGAUUGGCUCGCUAUAAUGACGAUGACGAACAUUUUUUUGACAUUAACUUAAAGCGUUUUUAAUUGUAUGUUAAAUACAUCUAUUACUAAAAAUAAUAUUGCUAAUGAGCGUCGCCUUAUAUAAUGUAAUUAAUAUGUAAUUUUAUAAUUAUUAACCAUCAAGUGAGAUGUUUGCUGUUUAUUGAUUAGUUUUAUUUUUAGAGCUCGUUAUUUCCUGAAUGUGCCUUUGAUAUAGUUAUUUCUUAGAAAUCAACAAAUUACAAUAUAUUUAUGUUGUUAUAGCAUGUAAAAGUAAGUUCCUGUUAUGUAACUUUGAUUUUCCACUUGAAUUCAAUUUAAUAAUCCAGUAUUUUUGUAAACAGUAUUAUGAUCAAUAAAACUUGUUUUUAUUUUAA
Phyllotreta striolata is the source of this 2345-nucleotide messenger RNA. The record is from the annotation of a GenBank genome assembly. NCBI's taxonomy places the organism in Eukaryota, Metazoa, Arthropoda, Insecta, Coleoptera, Chrysomelidae.